CGUGUGAGCGAGCAGGCUCCUGCGCAGCCAUGGCCGAGGGCGGAGAAGGGGAGGACGAGAUCCAGUUCUUGAGAACUGAUGAUGAGGUGGUUCUUCAGAGUGUGGCCACCAUUCAAAAGGAGCAUCGCAAGUUUUGCCUGGCCGCUGAGGGACUUGGGAACCGCUUAUGUUACCUGGAACCGACCUCUGAAGCUAAGUAUGUUCCUCCGGACCUGUGCAUUUGUAACUUUGUACUGGAGCAGUCGCUGUCAGUGCGAGCACUGCAGGAGAUGCUGGCUAACACUGGACAGAGCAGCGAGGGGAGUAGCGACCAUGAAAAAUGGGGAGGUUCAUCGAGGUUGAUUAAAAAGGCGGGCCAGGGGGGCGGACAUCGGACCCUGCUCUAUGGUCACGCCAUCCUCCUGCGCCACUCCUUCAGUGGCAUGUACCUGACCUGUUUGAAGACGUCAAGGUCUCUGACAGACAAGUUGUCAUUUGAUGUCGGACUACAAGUUGAUUCAAUAGGAGAGGCCUGUUGGUGGACCAUCCACCCUGCCUCCAAGCAGAGGUCAGAAGGAGAGAAGGUCCGCAUCGGAGAUGAUCUGAUUCUCGUCAGCGUGUCAACAGAACGCUACUUGCACCUCUCCAUCUCCAAUGGCAACAUCCAGGUGGAUGCGUCGUUCAUGCAAACCCUGUGGAACGUCCAGCCAACCUGCUCCUCCAGCAACAUGGCUGUAGGGUACUUGGUUGGUGGUCAUGUGAUGCGUCUCUGUCGUGGCCAUGAUGAGAGUUUGACCAUCCCUGGAGCAGAAAGGAGUGAGGAGGAGCAGCGGAUAGUCAACUACGAGGCCGGUAAGGGAGUGUCAAAAGCCCGCUCCCUGUGGAGACUGGAGCCUCUGAGGAUCAGCUGGAGCGGAAGCCACAUUCGCUGGGGUCAGGCCUUCCGACUACGCCACCUCUCCACCGGCCAUUACCUGGCCCUGACUGAGGACCGGGGACUGAUCCUACAGGACAGGGAGAGGUCCGACACCACUGCCGCCUCCUUCUGCUUCAGACCCUCCAAGGAAAAGGGGGAGUCGGGCCCAAAGAGAGACGUUGACGGCAUGGGUGUGCCAGAGAUCAAAUAUGGCGAUUCUGUCUGCUUCGUCAUGCAUGUGACAACUGGACUGUGGCUGUCUUACCAAGCGCCUGAUGCCAAAUCGUCUCGUCUUGGACCCGUGAAAAGAAGGGCCUGCCUGCAUUCUGAAGGCCACAUGGAUGACGGCCUGACUCUUCAGCGCUGUCAGCAUGAGGAGUCUCAAGCUGCUCGCAACAUCCGCAAUACAACGUUCCUCUUCACCAACUUCAUCAAGGCUUUGGACGGCACCACGGUAGCUGUGUCUACGGAGGUGGCCGGCUACAUAGAGGAGGUGCUACAGACGCUGAAUGACCUGAUCCAGUACUUCAAGCAGCCCGACUCUGAGCUGGAGCACGAGGAGAAGCAAUGUCUCCUGCGUUCGCUCAUCAAACGUCAGGACCUGUUCAAAGAGGAGGGCAUGCUCACCCUCCUGUCAAAAUGCAUUGACCGGAUGAACCUGUACAACAGCGCCGCCCACUUUGGUGAGAUGGCUGGGGAGGAGGCGGGGGCAGCAUGGAAGGACAUCCUCAACCUCCUUUAUGAGCUCCUGGCUGCACUAAUUCGUGGGAACAGGAACAACUGCACCCAGUUUUCUCGGAACCUCGACUGGUUGGUCAGCAAACUGGAAAGACUUGAGUCAUCAUCAGGCAUCCUGGAAGUUCUGCACUGUGUCUUGAUUGAAAGUCCCGAGGCUUUGAACAUCAUCCAGAGAGGACACAUCAAAUCCAUCAUCUCUUUGCUGUACAAACACGGACGCAACCACAAGAUUCUGGACAUCUUGUGCUCCCUCUGCGUAUGUAACGGUGUGGCUGUGAGAGCCAAUCAAAAUUUGAUCUGUGACAACCUGCUUCCCAAAAGGGACCUGCUUCUUCAGACCCGACUAGUCAAUGAUGUUCAUAGCAUGAGGCCUAACAUCUUCUUGGGUGUGGCCGAAGGCUCUGCCCAAUACAAAAAGUGGUACGUCGAGGUGGUGAUCGAUCAGGUGGACCACUUUGUAACGGGUGAAUCCACCCACCUGAGGGUGGGCUGGGCUAACACGAAAGGCUACGCCCCGUAUCCUGGUGGAGGCGAGGGAUGGGGAGGCAACGGCGUGGGCGACGAUCUCUACUCUUACAGCUUUGAUGGUCUUCACCUCUGGUCAGGUCGCAUCCCACGGGCGGUGGCCUCUAUUAACCAGCACCUGUUGACCUCAGAUGACGUGGUUAGUUGUUGUCUGGACUUGGGCUCCCCCAGCAUGUCCUUUAGGAUCAACGGGCAGCCUGUGCAGGGCAUGUUUGAAGACUUCAACACGGAUGGAUUCUUCUUUCCUGUCAUCAGCUUCUCUGCUGGUGCCAAAGUGCGUUUCUUGUUGGGUGGACGGCAUGGAGAUUUCAAGUUCCUACCCCCAGCCGGUUACUCUCCGUGCUAUGAGGCGCUGCUGCCAAAGGAGAAGAUGCACGUGGAGCCUGUGAAGGAGUACAAGAGGGAUCACGAAGGAGUCCGAGACCUGUUGGGAACAACCCAAUUUCUUUCCCAGGCCUCCUUCAUCCCCACUCCGGUUGACACCAGCCAGAUUGUUCUUCCGCCUCACAUGGACAACAUCCGAGACAAGCUGGCAGAAAACAUUCACGAACUGUGGGGUAUGAACAAGAUCGAGCUAGGAUGGACGUACGGCAAGGUUCGGGAUGACAACAAGAGGCAGCACCCAUGCCUUGUUGAUUUUACCAAGUUGCCUGAAACGGAAAGAAGCUACAACCUGCAAAUGUCAAGCGAAACACUUAAGACCCUCAUGGCUCUUGGAUGCCAUGUUGCCCAGGUCAACAUUCAUGCAGAGGACGAUCUGAAGAAUAUCAAACUUCCCAAAGACUACAUGAUGUCCAGUGGAUAUAAGCCUGCCCCUCUGGACCUUUCUGAUGUGAAGCUGACUGCAGGUCAGGAGGUUCUCGUUGACAAGCUAGCAGAAAAUGCACACAACGUGUGGGCCAAAGACAGAAUCAAACAAGGAUGGACAUAUGGAAUCCAGCAGGAUUUAAAGAGCAGGCGUAAUCCUCGCCUGGUGCCAUAUGCUUUACUUGAUGAGCGCACGAAGAAGUCUAACAGAGACAGUCUGAGGGAGGCCAUCAGGACAAUGGUUGGCUAUGGAUAUGGCAUCGACCCUCCAGACCAGGAGGCUGUCCACGUGGCGGACAAUCAGAGCAUUGAGACUCUGCGUUUCUUCCGCGUGGAGCAAACGUACGCCGUGAAAACAGGAAAGUGGUACUUCGAGUUCGAUGCCCGGAGUGGAGGCGAUAUGAGGGUUGGCUGGGCGAGACCUGGCUGCAGACCUGAUGUGGAGCUUGGAACAGACGACCAGGCCUUUGUCUUUGAUGGAUACAAGGGUCGACGCUUACAUGCAGGGAGCCGCUACUUUGGGCAUCCGUGGAAAAAAGGAGACGUAGUGGGAUGCAUGAUCAACAUGGUGGACAAAUCGAUGAUUUUUACCCUGAACGGCGAACUCCUGAUCACCAACAAAGGCUCAGAGCUUUGCUUUACUGACUUUGAAACAGAAGACGGUUUUAUCCCGGCGUGUAGCGUGGGCAUGUCUCAGACGGGACGCAUGAACCUUGGGAAGGAUGCCAGCACCUUUAAAUACUACACCAUGUGUGGCCUCCAGGAGGGCUUCGAGCCCUUCGCUGUCAACAUGAACCGAGAGGUCACCAUGUGGUUUAGCAAACGCCUUCCCACUUUUGUCAAUCUACCCCAGGAUCACAGGGAUAUUGAGGUGACAAGGAUUGACGGGACAGUGGACAGCCCUCCCUGCCUUAAGGUCACCCACAAGACAUUUGGCACCCAGAACAGCAACAAUGAAAUGAUCUACUGCCGACUGAGCAUGCCUGUGGAAUACUUCUCUGCAGACAUGCGACUCGAGGAAUCAUUUAAACUCAGCCGUCCUCCAAAAGAAGACGGCGCUAUGGACUAUGGGAGUAUCACAACUUACUACCAUUCGGUACGAGUGUUUGCCGGGCAGGACCCUGCAUCUGUGUGGGUGGGCUGGGUCACGCCGGACUAUCAUUACUAUUCCAAGAACUUCAACCUCAACAAGACGAGAACAGUCACGGUCACCUUGGGUGAUGAAAGGGGCCGGGUCCAUGAGAGUGUCCAGAGAAGUAACUGCUACAUGGUGUGUGGAGCGGACGCAGUCGGCCCUUCUUCAUCCGGCCGCUCCAACUCUGACGUGGAGAUUGGCUGUCUGAUGGACUUGGCUACCGGCCUCGUCUCCUUCACUGCCAACGGCAAGGAGCUGUCUACCACUUAUCAGGUGGAGCCAAAUACCAAGCUGUUCCCUGCUGUGUUUGUACGGCCCACCAGUGCAAACCUUUUUCAGUUUGAAUUUGUCAAGACCAAGGAUGUCAUGCCAAUCUCUUCUGCUAUAUUUAAGAGUGAGCACAGGAACCCGGUGCCUCAGUGCCCGCCACGACUGGACGUCCAGACCAUUGUGGCGGUGCUGUGGAGCCGCAUGCCAAACACCUUCCUCAGUGUGGAGACCGCUCGAGUCAGCGAGAGACACGGCUGGGUGGUCCAGUGCUUGGAACCACUGCAGAUGAUGGCUGUGCAUAUACCAGAAGAAAAUAGGUGUUUGGACAUUUUGGAGUUAUCAGAACAUGAAGACUUAAGGAAGUUCCAUUAUCACACACUCAAGCUGUACUGUGCCCUCUGUGCCCUUGGUAACACUCGUGUAGCCCACGCCCUCUGCAGCCACUUGGACCAAUCGCAGCUCCUCUAUACAAUCGACAAUCAGUAUCUCUCUGGCAUGCUGAGGGAAGGCUUCUAUAAUGUUCUCAUCAGCAUCCAUCUUGAAACGGCGAAAGAGGCUCGCCUGAUGAUGAACAAUGAGUUCAUCAUCCCCGUGACAGAUGAGACGCGCUCAAUCAAGCUGUUCCCUGAUGAGUCGAAAAAGCACUCGCUACCUGGCGUAAGCUUGAGCACGUCCCUGAAGCCAAGGGUCAACUUCUCCCCUGCUUGUAUCAUCAGCACCAAGCGUCAGCAGUAUCUCCACAGUCCCCAAAUACCCCUGGGCAUCCUAAAAGAGAAGGCCAUCAGCAUGCUUACAGAGGCCGUGCAGGGCGGCGGCAUCCAUAUAAGAGACCCAGUGGGCGGGAGUGUGGAGUUCCAGUUUGUCCCCAUCCUCAAGCUGAUCGGAACACUCUUGAUCAUGGGUGUCUUAAACAGCGAGGAGGUGAGAUUGAUUCUCCUCCUGAUCGAUCCCAAUGUGUUCAGGGAGGGUGAGGCUGCGAAGGUGGACAAAAUGGCUGUUGCCGCGGAGAAAGAGGAGGUGAACGAGAAUGAAAAGAAGACUAUGGAGGCGGGAGAAGAGGAGAGGAAGGAGAGCAAGGCGGUGGUCCGUGGUCUUCUGGAGAAGUCUUUGCCCGAGUCUGUCAAACGGCAGAUGUGCGAGCUGCUGCAUUACUUCUGUGACUGCGAGCUGAAGCAUCGCAUCGAGGCCAUUGUCUCCUUCUCCGACAACUUUGUGUCCAAGCUGCAGUACAACCAGAAGUUCCGCUACAAUGAGCUCAUGCUGGCGCUCAACAUGUCCGCCGCCGUCACGGCCAAGAAGACCAAAGAGUUCCGCUCACCUCCUCAAGAGCAGAUCAACAUCCUAUUGAACUUCACCACGGGCGAUGACUGCCCAUGCCCUGAGGACCUCCAGGAAGAACUCAAUGGCUUCCAUGAAGAACUGCAGCUGCACUGCGGAAUCCCAGUGGAGGAGGACGAGGAAGAGCAGGACACAUCGAUUAAAGGUCGUCUCUUGGCCUUGCUCUACAAGAUCAAGGGUCCGCCUCAAAAGGCUGAGGAAGAACCUGAAGAGAAAGAGCAGGCUUCCCCCACCAAUCUAAAGGAGCUGAUCUCCCAGACUAUAACCAGCUGGGCCCAGGAGACCCACAUGCAAGAUCCCGAGCUGGUCCGAGUGAUGUUCAGUCUGCUAAGGAGGCAGUAUGAUGGCAUCGGGGAGCUGCUUCGUGCCAUGAAGAAAUCCUACUCCAUCAGUGCUGCAUCCGUGCAAGACGCUAUUAACCUGCUGGCCUCCUUGGGUCAGAUCAGGUCUCUGCUGUCCGUGCGUAUGGGCAUGGAGGAGGAAAGGCUUAUGAUUGAUGGACUGGGGGACAUAAUGAACAAUAAGGUUUUCUACCAGCAUCCAAACCUCAUGAGAGUGUUGGGCAUGCAUGAGACCGUAAUGCAGGUUAUGGUCAACGUGCUUGGAGGAGACAAGUCACAGGAAAUUGCCUUCCCCAAGAUGGUUGCAAGCUGUUGUCGCUUUUUGUGCUACUUCUGUCGUAUUAGUCGCCAGAACCAGAAAGCCAUGUUUGACCACCUAAGCUAUCUGCUGGAGAACAGCAGUGUCGGUCUGGCCUCUGAAGCAAUGCGGGGAUCUACUCCGCUGGAUGUUGCCGCAUCAUCAGUGAUGGACAAUAAUGGCCUCGCUCUGGCCCUGGAGGAACCAGAUCUAGAAAAGGUGGUGACAUACCUCGCAGGAUGUGGUCUUCAGAGUUGUGCCAUGCUGGUUGCCAAGGGUUACCCAGACCUGGGAUGGAACCCCAUAGAAGGGGAGCGUUACCUGUCAUUCCUGAGGUUUGCGGUCUUCUCCAACGGUGAGAGUGUUGAGGAAAAUGCCAACGUGGUGGUGAAGCUGCUGAUCCGACGUCCCGAGUGUUUCGGCCCCGCUCUGAGGGGAGAGGGGGGUCAGGGUCUGCUGGCUGCCAUGAAAGAGGCCAUCGAGAUCUCCGAGGAUCCUGCUCUGGACCUGCCGAAACUUUCUGCUGCCAUCACGACUGGGUCGGGUGAAGAAGAGGAAGAAAUAAUUCACAUGGGGAACUCUAUCAUGUCUUUCUACUCGGCCCUCAUUGACCUGCUAGGUCGCUGUGCCCCAGAGAUGCAUCUCAUCAACGCAGGUAAAGGUGAAGCGCUGCGUAUUCGAGCCAUUCUACGCUCCCUGGUUCCAACCACAGACCUGGUUGGCGUCAUCAGCAUCCCCCUCACAAAGCCUGUAGUUAACAAAGAUGGCGAAGUGACAGAACCCGAUAUGUCAGCCUGUUUCUGUCCGGAUCACAAGGCCCCCAUGGUGCUCUUCCUGGACAGAGUGUACGGCAUCGAGGACCAGAGCUUCCUCCUCCAGCUGUUGGAGGUCGGCUUCCUGCCCGACCUCCAAACUGCUGCCUCUUUAGACACGGAAGUGCUAAGUACCACGGAGACGGCGUUGGCCAUGAACAGGUACAUCGGCUCAGCUCUGCUGCCUCUGCUGACCCGCUGCGCCGCCUUGUUCGCCAGCACCGAGCACCACACGCAGCUGAUCGACGCCACGCUAAAAACCAUCUAUCGCCUCUCCAAAGGACGCUCGCUCACCAAAGCGCAAAGAGAUAUUAUUCAGGAGUGCCUUCUGGCUAUUUGCAAGCAUCUGCGUCCCUCCAUGAUGCAGCAGCUGCUCCGACGCUUAGUGUUUGAUGUUCCCAUGCUCACGGAAUACUGCAACAUACCUCUACAGUUACUGACCAACCACUAUGAACAGAACUGGAAGUACUAUUGUCUUCCAUCUGGGAUGAACAGCUUUGGCACAGCCUCGGAGGAGGAGCUCCUUCUCACCAAGAAACACUUCUGGGGAAUUUUUGACUCACUUUCUCAGAAGAAAUAUGAUGCUGAACUGUUCAAAAUGGCCAACUCCUGCCUUUGCGCCAUUGCUGGAGCCCUGCCUCCUGACUUUGUGGAUGCCAGUUUAGGAGCAACACUGGAUAACCAUGCAUCUAUUGAUGCACAGGGAAACUUUGACCCCAAAUCUAUAAACACAGCCAAUAUCUCCCUACCUGAAAAACUUGAGUACAUUGCCAACAAAUAUGCAGAGCAUUCCCAUGACAAGUGGUCUUCAGAGAAGGUAUCAGCAGGGUGGAAAUACGGAGAAAGUAUGGAUGAGCAAGCCAAAAAGCAUCCACUGCUUAAGCAUUACAAAUCUCUGAGCGAGAAGGAGAAAGAAACAUACCGAUGGCCGGCGAGGGAGUCGUUGAAGAGCAUGCUGGCGAUGGACUGGAACAUUGAGAGGACCAAGGAGGGAGAGGCCAUGUGCCAACAACGCGAGAAUGAGAAACAAAAGAGUUUGGAGACACAGGUCAAUGGAUUCACUCCUUCUCCAAUGGACCUGCACAAUUUCACAUUGUCUAGAGAACUGCAGGGCAUGGUUGAGGUGAUUGCUGAAAAUUAUCACAACAUCUGGGCCAAGAAGAAGAAAAGUGAACUCAUGAGCAAAGGAGGAGGGAGCCACCCGCUGCUGGUACCCUAUGAUAUCCUGACUGCUAAAGAGAAAUACAGAGACAGAGCGAAGGCCCAGGAGAUCUUCAAGUUCCUGCAGAUAAGCGGCUAUGCAAUCACAAGAGGUUUGAAAGACAUGGAGCAGGACUCUUCAUCCAUGGAGAAGCGAUUUGCAUACAAGUUUCUCAAAAGGCUGCUGCAAUGUGUCGACUCUGCCCAGGAGUUUAUCGCACACCUUGAGGCAAUUGCCACGAGCGGGAAGACUGACAAAUCACCUCAUGACCAGGAAAUCAAGUUCUUUGCAAAGGUGUUGCUCCCGCUGACAGAUCAGGCUUUUAAGAACCAAUGCCUCUACUUCCUGUCCACGCCCAGCAAGAACCUGAGCAGCUGUGGCUAUGCCUCCAACAAGGAGAAAGAGAUGGUCACAAGCCUUUUCUGUAAACUGGCAGCUCUUGUCAGACACAGGAUUUCUCUCUUUGGAAGUGACUCUUCAAUGAUGGUGAGCUGCCUUCACAUUCUCACUCACUCACUUGACACCAGAACAGUAAUGAAGUCAGGUACGGAGCUGGUAAAAGCCGGGUUUCGGACCUUCUUUGAUAAUGCAGCGGAGGACCUGGAGAAGCUUCUAGAGAUGCUCAAACUGGGGAAGUUCAUGCAGUCGCGUGCCCAGAUGAAGAGCGUCAGUCAGAGCAUUCACUACGUGACCGUGGCGCUUCUGCCCAUCCUCACUGCCUUAUUUGAUCACAUUAGAACGCAUGAGUUUGGAGUGGACCUGCUGUUGGAUGACGUUCAGCUGUCCUGCUACCGAAUCCUGACUUGUUUCUACUCUCUUGGAACUGGAAAGAACAUCUUCGUGGAAAGGUAUCUGCCAGUACUCGGUGAGAGCCUGGCCACUCUAGUGGGCGCCAUGCCUGUAGCUUUCCUGGAACCUCACCUGAACACCCACAACCCGCUGUCCGUCUUCAACACCAAGACACCACGCGAGAGGGCCAUUCUCAGUAUGCCUGAUACGGUGGAGGAAAUGUGUCCAGAGAUGCCUCGUCUUGACAAGCUGCUGAAGGAUGUCAACGAUGUCUCAGAGACUGGUGCACGCUACAGUGAGAUGCCGCAGGUGAUUGAAGUGAUCUUGCCCAUGUUGUGCAACUACCUGUCCUACUGGUGGGGGAAAGGUCCAGAAAACCCUCCUGUGAGUGGUGAGUGCUGCACCAUGGUGAUAUCAGAGCACCUCAGCAUCAUUCUCGGGAACAUUCUCAAGAUCCUCAACAGCAACCUGGGCAUUGAUGAUGCCCCCUGGAUGAAGAGGAUUGCAGUCUACUCUCAGCCAAUUAUCAGUAAAGCAGGAGCCGAUCUGCUGAGAACCCAUUUUUUGCCAACGCUGGACAAACUGAAAAAGAAGACAGUGAAGGUGGUGUCUGAAGAGGAGUUAUUGAAGGCUGAUGGCAAAAGUGACAAUCAGGAGGCAGAGCUUCUUAUCUUAGAUGAGUUUGCUGUGCUCUGCCGAGACCUCUAUGCCUUCUACCCCAUGCUCAUUCGCUAUGUAGACAUCAACAGGUCGAGGUGGCUUAAGGAGCCUCAUUCAGACUCCACAGAACUCUUCAGGAUGGUGGCAGAUAUCUUCAUCCUCUGGUGCAAGUCUCAUAAUUUUAAGCGUGAGGAGCAAAACUUUGUCGUGCAGAACGAGAUCAAUAAUUUGGCCUUCCUCACUGGAGAAGGCGAGACAAAAAUGUCCAAGUCUGGUGGCGACCAGGAGAGAAAGCACAAGCGUCGUCGAGGGGAGUACUACUCCAUCCACACCUCUUUGAUUGUGGCUGCACUGAAAAAGAUGCUGCCCAUCGGCCUCAACAUGUGCACCCCAGGAGACCAGGAGCUCAUCUCCUUGGCUAAGAUGCGCUACAGUUUGAAAGAUACUGAUGAUGAGGUGAAGGACCACUUGCGCCAGAACCUUCAUCUGCAGGACAAGUCUGAUGACCCCGCAGUCCAGUGGCAGUUGAACCUCUACAAAGACAUCACGAUGAAGAGUGGUGAGCCAGUUAACCCAGAACACACAGUGGAUCGGGUUCAGAACAUCUCGGCUGCAGUUUUCCAUCUGGAACAGGUGGAGCAGCCUUUAAGGAAUAAGAAAUGUGUGUGGCAGAAGCUGCUGUCCAAACAACGCAAACGGGCUGUGGUGGCCUGCUUCCGUAUGGCCCCCCUUUACAAUCUUCCUAGGCAUCGUGCUAUCAACCUCUUCAUCCCAGCCUAUCAGAGAAUAUGGAUAGAGGCAGAGGAGUACUCCUUUGAGGAAAAGCUAGUUCAGGAUCUGGCAGUAAGUACUGGGCAGCCCUCGCCCGUGCCCCGUGUGCCCUGCGUUGGCACCCCUCUGCCAGUCCUGCCUGCCGAUCGCCUCUUUAGCUCUGUGCCCGUUGAGUCUUGGGAGCGCACACGGGCGGGGACUUCGCUCAAAGCAUCGGGGGCACCCCGUUCUAGGUGUACGAAACCCUUCAAACAGAGAUCCGUUCGAGGUCAAAGACUGCAUGAUCGACUCAGGAGGCACAGGGCCAGCUCUGGCGCUCACAGCUCUAGAAAACCAGGCUAUACCAUUCUGACAGCAGUGAAAACCCCCAUGAAGAUAGUGGAGGAGGAUGAAGAAGAGGUGGCUGAAGUCCAGCCAGACCCUCUACACCAACUCAUCCUCCAUUUUAGCCACAAUGCUCUGACCGAAAGAAGUCACUUGGAAGAAGAUCCUUUGUAUAUCGCGUAUGCUGACAUGAUGGCAAAGAGCUGUACAGAGGAUGUGGAAGAAGAGGAGGAAGAAGAGAAAGAGAAGACAUUUGAGGAAAAGGAGAUGGAAAAGCAGAAGAUCUUGUAUCAGCAGGCUAGGCUGCAUGCUCGUGGUGCGGCUGAGAUGGUGUUGCAGAUGAUUAGUGCUAGUAAAGGACACCUAGGCCCCAUGGUGACUUGCACCCUCAAACUUGGCAUUUCCAUCUUAAAUGGCGGCAAUGUGCAAGUUCAGCAAAAAAUGCUGGAUUACUUGAAAGAGAAAAGGGAUGCAGGCUUUUUCAAAAGCCUCUCAGGACUGAUGCAGUCAUGCAGUGUCUUGGACUUGAAUGCAUUCGAGAGGCAGAAUAAGGCAGAAGGACUCGGCAUGGUGACAGAAGAAGGUUCAAUCCACACCGAGCGGGGUUCUAAGGUGUUACUGAAUGAUGAGUUUACAAAAGAUUUGUUCCGGUUUUUGCAACUUCUGUGCGAGGGACACAAUGGGGAGUUCCAGAACUUCCUGAGAACACAAACUGGAAACACAACCACGGUCAACAUUAUUAUCAGCACUGUUGACUACUUGCUCCGCCUUCAGGAAUCGAUCAGUGACUUUUACUGGUACUACUCUGGCAAAGAUAUCAUUGAUGAGACUGGAAAAGUUAACUUCUCCAAAGCGUUGUCUGUGGCCAAGCAGAUAUUCAACUCACUGACUGAAUAUAUCCAGGGCCCUUGUAUUGGAAACCAGCAGAGUCUCGCUCACAGCAGACUGUGGGAUGCAGUUGUGGGCUUCUUGCAUGUUUUUGCCAACAUGCAGAUGAAACUGUCUCAGGAUGCCAGUCAGAUUGAACUGCUGAAGGAGCUGAUGGAUUUGCAGAAGGAUAUGGUUGUCAUGCUGCUGUCUCUGCUAGAAGGCAACGUUGUGAAUGGAACGAUCGGGAAGCAGAUGGUUGACACCCUCAUGGAGUCUUCUAACAACGUUGAGAUGAUCCUGAAAUUCUUCGACAUGUUCCUCAAGCUGAAGGACCUGACAACGUCAGAAAAUUUCAAGGAGUAUGACCUCGAGUGCAAGGGUGUCAUUUCAAAGAAAGAGUUCCAGAAAUCGAUGGAGAGCCAAAAGCAGUACAGCCAAUCGGAGAUCGACUUCCUCCUCUCUUGUGCGGAGGCCGACGAAAGUGAUAUGUUCAACUACAAGGAGUUUGUAGAGCGAUUCCAUGAACCCGCCAAAGACAUCGGCUUCAACGUGGCCGUAUGGCUGACGAAUCUGUCCGAGCACAUGCCACAGGACACCCGGCUUGCCACCUUCUUGGAUCUGGCCGAGAGCGUGCUGAGCUACUUCGAGCCUUACCUCGGGCGUAUCGAAAUCAACGGCAGUGCAAAACGCAUCGAGAGGGUGUACUUUGAGAUCAGCGAGUCCAGCCGAGAGCAGUGGGAGAAGCCGCAAGUCAAGGAGUCCAAACGGCAGUUCAUCUUCGACGUAGUCAAUGAGGGCGGCGAGAGCGAGAAGAUGGAGAUGUUUGUCAAUUUCUGUGAGGACACCAUUUUUGAGAUGCAGUUGGCCUCGCAGAUCUCUGAACAUGAUGCUGUGGAGCAACUGGAGGCGGAGGAAGAGGAGGAGGUAUUCACCAUCCUAGAUGAACUGGCUGGCAAAGAGGGCUCUUCAGAGUCUUCCUCUGCUUUCGCUUCUGCAUGCAGCUCAGUCAGGAAGAGGUUGCGUCACGUACGCCAAAUUGUUUCUGUUAAAAACAUCCGCAAGAAGCUCUGGAAACGGAAGAAGCUGAGCAUAAAAGAGAUGAUCACAUGCUUCUUCUCUUUCUUCUGGAUGCUGUUAGCUGGCUUCUUUAAAGGAAUCAGUAACCUCAUAUUUGGUUUCUUCCACGUCAUCUGGUCUUCCAUGUUUGGCGGCGGCUUGGUUGAAGGUGCCAAGAACAUGAAGGUGACAGAUAUCCUCGGAAAUAUGCCUGAUCCAACUCAGUUUGGCAUCCACGGAGAUGCCAUUGAAGGAGAGAAAUUAGAGGCCUUGGAGUCUUCGGGAAGUUCUGACACGACUGUGGUUCCAGCGGCGGACAUAGCUGAGGUUGACACUAUGUUGGAGAUGCUGAACGUGCCCAAGAGGGAAGGCGGAAAGCUUGUGGAGCAUGGCUUGGGGGAUUUUUCUGAACUCAACGGUGAGACUUCCACCACGGACCAUAAGAAAGCUGCUGCCAAGGCUGAUGAAUCCCCUGAGAGUGAACCUGAGAAAGCAGACACGGAGAACAAGGAGAAGGAGGACCAACCAAAGAAAGAGGAAGCCAAGGAGCCAGCAACCGAGGAAAAGCCCAAAGCCAAAUCAAGUCGAGCCAAGGAAGCUUCUCCGGCCUUCAUGUCAAAUGUUUUUUGCACGCUUGAUGUCUAUCUGACCAAAAUGCUGAAUUAUCUGGCUCGCAACUUCUACAAUCUGCGUUUCCUGGCUCUGUUUGUGUGUUUUGCCAUCAACUUCAUUCUGCUCUUCUACAAGGUCACUGCAGAGGAAGGGGGAGAUGAUGAUAAACACUGGGAGGAGGAUGACGAGGACACGCUCUUUGACAUGGAUGAGUUUGUUCUCCAAGAGAGUACCGGCUACAUGUUGCCAACGCUGCGCUUCCUGGCCAUAUUCCACACCGUCAUCUCGCUGGUGUGUUUGGUGGGAUACUACUGUCUGAAGGUUCCUUUAGUGGUGUUCAAGCGAGAGAAGGAGAUAGCCAGGAAGCUGGAAUUCGAUGGGCUUUACAUCACCGAGCAACCGUCUGAUGAGGACAUCAAGGGUCAGUGGGAUCGACUUGUCAUCAACACCCCUUCCUUUCCCAGCAACUACUGGGACAAGUUUAUCAAGCGUAAGGUGAUCAACAAAUACGGGGACUUAUACGGAGCCGAACGCAUCGCCGAGCUCUUAGGCCUGGAUAAAAGUGCUCUGGACUUUGACCCCACAGUGGAGACGGUAGAGAAGGAAGCUUCACUGCUUUCCUGGCUCAGCUCCAUUGAUACAAAAUACCACAUUUGGAAAUUGGGAGUGGUUUUGACCGACAAUUCCUUCCUGUAUCUAAUCUGGUACACCACCAUGUCCAUUUUUGGGCACUUCAACAACUUCUUCUUUGCUGCUCACCUGCUGGACAUUGCCAUGGGCUUCAAGACCCUCCGCACCAUCCUGUCAUCUGUGACACACAAUGGCAAGCAGUUGGUGCUGACCGUUGGUCUGCUGGCGGUGGUCGUGUACCUCUACACUGUGGUGGCCUUCAACUUUUUCCGAAGGUUCUAUAAUAAGAGCGAGGACGAAGACGAGCCUGACAUGAAGUGUGACGACAUGAUGACGUGCUAUCUGUUCCACAUGUACGUGGGCGUAAGAGCCGGGGGUGGCAUCGGAGAUGAGUUGGAGGACCCGGCUGGAGACCCCUAUGAGCUCUACCGCAUCCUUUUUGACAUCACCUUCUUCUUCUUCGUCAUUGUCAUCUUGCUGGCCAUCAUUCAGGGUUUGAUCAUUGAUGCCUUUGGUGAGCUGAGAGACCAGCAGGAGCAAGUGAAGGAGGACAUGGAGACCAAAUGCUUCAUCUGUGGCAUCGGGAACGACUACUUCGAUCGGACACCUCACGGUUUUGAAACUCACACCUUACAGGAGCACAACCUUGCAAACUACCUGUUCUUCCUGAUGUACCUGAUUAACAAGGAUGAGACGGAACACACAGGCCAGGAGUCGUAUGUGUGGAAGAUGUACCAGGAGAGAUGCUGGGACUUCUUCCCGACCGGCGACUGUUUCCGGAAGCAAUACGAGGAUCAGUUGGGCUAAAGACAGCCAACGUGUCUGGUGACUUUCUUAGAUAUGACAUGACUUCAUUCGAGUUAAGAUGAAAAUUUGCUGAUAAAUGUAGCAAAAUAUUUUUAUUAUUAUUUUUAUUUUUUUUUAAAUGAGACUGAAUUUGGUUUGAUGGGAGGCAUCCAAGUUGGUACCAAAAUGGGAUGACGCCUCUUUUAUGCAACAUUUUUUCAUCUUUUCACCUGCUCAACCCACAAUGUUUAACACAUACGAAGCUUGACAUCAGAUACCGUAAUUUCUUGUGUAUAAUGCACACCCAUGUAUAAUAUGCACCACCAAAGUUGACCUCACAAUUCUGGGAAAACCCUUCUACCCAUCUGUUGGAUUUAUCUUACCCAACAUUAUAAAAAAUAGACACAAAAGGAAUGAAGACGCUGGUUUCUUUUUCUCAUGAGGAGGGCGUAUGGGAGAUUGUUCAGAUUACAGCCUCUCAUCACGCUCUAAACAAACUCUCCCGUCGCGCCUGCAUUUAUUUGAAAAUAGGGAGGUUUCUAAGUUUACAAGACAUAACGUACUAAGCUACAAGACACAACACACUAAGGGUAGGGUUUCAAGGUGAAAACAUGGGACCAACACGUCCCGGCCACGUCCUUCUCUCUGAUGAUUCCUGUUGAGUCAUCUUCUUGAAGACGAGACAUCUUCCUUUAUCAAAAUCGUCCAUAAUACUAAUGCAAGCUAAGCAAAUAAAUGAUAACUUCUACAAUAUAUUUAACAUAUAGUGCAUUUUUACAAUGCAUGAUUUUGCAUCUACCCAUAUGAUCAAAACAUGUUUAAAAAAAAAAAAUAACCUAACAAAAUACAGGUAAAUAAUUAUUCUUAAUUUAAGCACUUUAUUUGAACAUGUAAACAUUUUUUAAAUUAUUCACUUGCUCUUAUUUUGAAAUUCAAAGCCCUACUUUUAUUUAGUAAAUGCGAAAACACAGUUGUGCUCAAAUGUUUGAUUACCCAGGCAGAAUUUGUAAGAUGGGUACAAUUCUUUAAAGAAAAGAUAGACCAGGCGAAACAUUUAAUUUUAUUUUAAUGGGAUUCAAAUUAAACGGUCUAGCAUUUCAGAAAAGCAUUAUCAUUAAAUAAAACAGAACCAUAAAGAAAUGAAUGAUGGUUGUUGUUCAUUCCCUAUGUAUAUUCAUUCCCUAUUGACUUGACAAUUUUUUGGGGGGGAAAUGUGCAUUAUACACGAGAAAUUACAGUACUUAUUUUUGAUCGCCGCUGAUACAGAAAUUAAACCUCAUAUCUGCCUUUUAAAAAUCUGUUUAAACAUGACUCGUCACUUUAUGAUAAACUUUAAAUGCCAAGGUGCCUUUUAAGAAACUAUGCACACACAAAAAAACAAGACAUUUUUGUCCCUCUUGACACAGACAGUGCUCAUGCUUAUGCUAAUUUUGUGGCUUUUAUGUGAAAGAAAAAAAAAACAUUUGUUAUAUAAAAUCUAGACGUGUAAAAUGUCGUUCAGUUUUUUCUUAUGCUGCCUGUCUGCACUUGUUUCCACAACAGAAGAGCCAAACAGAGAACAAAAGAAAAACACAUUGAUGCCACAUCAGCUGCUGUUUUAUGGAAAUAUACAUUAUACACACACAUGUAGUAGUUUUGCAUUUGUUCAAAUGAGAGACGGGAAUGAAUAAAGUAAACUGAAGCA
Molecule: messenger RNA, 16542 nt
Organism: Phycodurus eques (leafy seadragon)
Lineage: Eukaryota; Metazoa; Chordata; Actinopteri; Syngnathiformes; Syngnathidae
Gene: ryr3
Product: ryanodine receptor 3
Exons: 108
Coding region: 30-14879 (4949 amino acids)
Biological process (GO): calcium ion transmembrane transport; intracellular calcium ion homeostasis
Cellular component (GO): sarcolemma; calcium channel complex; Z disc
Molecular function (GO): protein binding; calcium ion binding; ryanodine-sensitive calcium-release channel activity
Source: RefSeq, a predicted model, not a curated record